Molecule: messenger RNA, 938 nt
Organism: Prorocentrum cordatum
Lineage: Eukaryota; Dinophyceae; Prorocentrales; Prorocentraceae
Source: the annotation of a GenBank genome assembly
CAGCAGCAGCUGCUGCAGCAGCAGCAGUGGCUGCAGGCGCGGCAACCGCAGCAGCACCUUGGCCUGCUGCAGCUGCAGCAGCAGGGCCUGCAGCACGUGAAUGCCCUUCUGCAGAAGGAGCACCCGCCCCACGCCACGUGGGUCGGCGGCCUGCCCAGCCUCGCGGGGGGCGCGCAGCCGCAGAACUUCGAGAGCCUGAAGAAUGUCGUGCUUGAGCUCUUCAAGGAGGCUGGCACAAUCUGCUACAUCGACAUGCCGACGAGCGGCCGCGCGUGCGUCCUGGGGUUCGAGACCGAUCAGGCGGCCCAGGCGGCCGUCGCGAUCUUCCACGGGCACCGCUUCAUGUUCGGCUCUCCGCCUUGGAGUCCCCUGACGGUGCUGCGGAAGCAUGGCGCCCGCGUGGUCAACGGGGUCCGCGUCAGCACAGCCCCCAGCACCAAGGCCGCUGCGGCGGCCGCGCCGCCGCAGCCGGCCCUCGGCGCGCCCCUCGCGGGCGGCGUGGCGGCCCCGCUGCCCGCGGGCUCCGCGGGCGUGUCGGUGGACGGGCGGGUGCGGGACCUGGCGCGGGUGCUCGCCGACCCGGGCAGCGGCCGGGAGAGGUUGCUCGCGGCGCUGCACGACCUGCGGCUGGUGAGCGUGACCAACGAGCUCCUGGAGGCCACCGCCGUCCACACUGUCACGAAGCGCCUGAUCGAGGGGGAGCAGACGGACCACGACGCCGGCCGCGUCUGGCGGGCCCCUGGAGGCUGAGGCACUCCUGGAAGCUGGCGCUGGCGGGCCGCCGGGCGGAGGCCGCGGCGAGGCCGCGGCCGCAGGCGGCGGCGCCGCCGCCCGCGGAGCAGCUGGAGGCCGAGGACACCGAGGGCUCCGACGCAGGCGAGGAGGCCGCGGCCGCGGGCGGCGAGGAGGCGGCCGCGGGCGCUCCCGGGGGAGAGGAC